Messenger RNA from Prunus armeniaca (apricot), 450 nucleotides. The record is from the annotation of a GenBank genome assembly. Lineage: Eukaryota; Viridiplantae; Streptophyta; Magnoliopsida; Rosales; Rosaceae.
AUGAGAUUGAAAGAUGAUAGAAACCAUUUCAACUCUCCACCUUUUGGCAGUCAUCUGUGGGUCAAUCCUCUGGUGGGGACUGUCAAAAUUAACUGUGUCGAUGCAUGGGACAAAGUUACGAAUGCAGGCUCUGUAAGGGUAGUGAUAAGGGAUCAUACUGGUAGUCUGCUUGAUGGUAGUGCGCAUUGUUUUCAGUCAUCACCAGUUGUGCAGGCUCAGUGUCAUGCGAUCCGAAGUGGAUUAGAGCUGGUCCAUAAUGCUAAAAGCUUCAUUCUCCUCUCUCUGGUGGACAUGGACUCCUCAAGAUCCGAACCAUGCAGCUGGCUGGGUGGCUUCGCAAGCAAGAAGGGGGUUGUGCGCCGAGGCUUGGGUCAUUCGACCUCCAAUCACCCUGGUCUUGAUACUUUCACGGGAUGGUGUACCUUGCCCACCGAACUUGACGCUUUCUAA